Molecule: messenger RNA, 1359 nt
Organism: Gavialis gangeticus (Gharial)
Lineage: Eukaryota; Metazoa; Chordata; Crocodylia; Gavialidae
Gene: TMEM186
Product: transmembrane protein 186
Exons: 3
Coding region: 1-714 (237 amino acids)
Cellular component (GO): mitochondrion
Source: RefSeq, a predicted model, not a curated record
AUGGCUCGCAGUGAUGGAGCUGUCGUGGCCGGCGGCCGCUUCCGGCCCUGCCUCUUCCGGUCCCGGCGGGCCCCGCGCUGCUCCGCACGGCUGCGGCAUGGCUCUUGUCUCGUCUGUCUCCCCCAGGCUGUCGCCCUGCGCUGCGCCGUGGCCGUGGCCGGAGGGCGCGCGGGCUCGUGGCGGCUGCGCUGCGCGUGUAGCAGCAGCGCCGCCGGCAGCCCGCCGGCCCCGCCUCCCGCGGAGCGCUUCACGCUGGUCUACAGGUUCCCGGGGAUCCGCUUCUGCCGCGCGCUGUCCCGCCUGAAGCUGCUGCAGACCAGCCUGACCGUGCUGGCCCUGCCGCCGCUCGGGCUCCUGUACGCGCAGGGCCAGGCCUCGCUGCUGCAGCUGCAGCUAGCGGGGGGCGCGGCCGCCCUGGCCUUUGCUGUGCUCUACGGCUUCAGCUACUUCCUGCGACGCCUCAUCGGCCUCAUCUACCUCAGUGAGGCGGGCGACGUGGUGCGGGUGGCGCAUCUCACCUUCUGGGGCUGGAGGCAUGAGGUCUACUGUCCCACCACCUCUGUCAUGGUGCUGCGGGACACGGGGGACAGGCAUGAUGAGCUGCUGCUCCAGUUCAAGCGCUAUGAUAGCCCACAGGUGCUGUACUUCACGCUCAGGUUUGGGCAGGUCGUGGACAGGCAGAAGUUCGAAGAGAUAUUUGGGCAAUUCCAGUGACCGUGAGGGCGCCUAGUUUUCCAGCAGUCCCACCUGGACUGUGCUUCUUUUUGGUCCGUCACAGGUGUCGAGUUACAUCAACUUGUGAGCACCUUAGAGCUUGAAAUAGUUGCACCUCUUUCCUACAUUAAAUACUCCUCCUGGCAAACGUGCUUCAGUCUGUGUUUGUGUAGAGGGGGAGGCAGAAAUGCAGCAGCCCUGUGGAAGGAAGCAAAAUCUUUCCCCUUCCCACCUGAAGCCUUUAGGUAACAAAAAAAAGGAGUUUGGCAGUAAAGAGAUCUCAGCUGGAGGCUCAUGCAGGUUACCAUUUUACUUCAGUGUUCAGCUGCACGGACGCAGCUAGUGGCAGGGUUUUUUUUUUGGUUUUCAAAGCUCAGUGCCAACAGUUGCUGGGCCCUUGGAGCAUGGUGAGCAAGCCCUUCCCCUGAUUAAAUAGCAGCUUGUAGCAUAAUACAAAUUAACAUGACUUGUGAGGAGAUGGCAGCUUGUAGUCUCUCUUGUGCUGUUAAUUGAGUAAUGCAAUUUUUGCAUUUACAGAAAAACAUGAUGGCUGGCUUUAGUCCACUCAUAUGACUCCACAGGUGUAAAUACAAGCAAACUGCGUGAGAAAGUUGCUUCAGGUAAUGAAAACGGCAAUUUGUUCCA